Molecule: messenger RNA, 708 nt
Organism: Phaeoacremonium minimum UCRPA7
Lineage: Eukaryota; Fungi; Ascomycota; Sordariomycetes; Togniniales; Togniniaceae
Product: putative necrosis- and ethylene-inducing protein 2 precursor protein
Exons: 3
Coding region: 1-708 (235 amino acids)
Source: RefSeq, a predicted model, not a curated record
AUGAAAGCUACCCUUCUAAGCUUAUUCCUCGCUGCCACUGGGGCCAGCGCCAUCCCUCUUGAGGCUCGAGCUGUGAUAGCGCAUGAUGCCGUGGUUGGCUUUCCCGAGACUGUACCAGCAACAGCCACCGGCAACUCGUAUCUGAAGUUCAAGCCAUGGCUCAAGGUCGUCAAUGGCUGCGUUCCUUUCCCUGCCGUGAAUGCUGCGGGAGAUACGAGUGGCGGUCUUAGCCCAACAGGAGAUUCUAGCGGAGGGUGCUCGAGCAGCACCGGGCAAGUGUAUGUGCGUGGCGGCUCAUACGGCAGCAUGUAUGCGAUUAUGUACUCAUGGUAUAUGCCAAAGGACUCGCCAUCGAGCGGACUGGGCCACAGGCACGACUGGGAGAAUGCCAUUGUGUGGGUGGACGACCCGACAAAGACGGAUCCCACGAUCCUGGCUCUAUCGGCAUCCGCGCAUGGCGACUAUGACACCAUUACGAGCGAUUUCGACCUGUCCGGCACGCGGCCUCUGAUCAGAUAUUACAGCGUAUGGCCUGUCAACCAUCAGCUUGGCUUCACAGACACGCAAGGCGGAGAACAGCCCCUGAUCGCUUGGGAGUCGCUGACGGAUGCUGCCCGGACAGCCUUGACCAACACCGACUUUGGCGAUGCAAACGUGCCGUUCAAGGACAGCAACUUUGAUAACAACCUAGCAAAGGCUGCUCCAUGA